AUGGGAGCUGAGAAAAAAUGGCUUUUCACGCUAUUCAGUGCAGCAGUUUUAUCCUUAAUGCUUCUGUUAAUGUCUUCUUUCUCUUCCUUAAGUUCUCAAAAGCCUUUUCCUUCUCAAGUUCAACAUGGUUCUCACUACCCUCCUGCUUUUGCAUACUUUAUCUCUGGUGGACAUGGUGAUAAAGACCAGAUCUUUCGUUUGUUGUUGGCAAUUUACCAUCCAAGGAACCGUUAUUUGCUUCAUAUUGGAAUGGAUGCUAGGAAUGAAGAGAGACAGAGUUUGGCUGAUUCUGUUAGUUCUGUUCCGGCGAUUCGAGCUUUUGGGAAUGUUGAUGUGGUUGGUAAGGCUGAUUGGAUCACUUAUUUGGGUUCAUCCAAUGUUGCUAUCACUCUACGUGCUGCUGCCAUUAUGCUUAAAUUGGAUAGUGGCUGGAAUUGGUUUAUCACUUUGAGUGCACGUGACUAUCCUCUCAUUACACAGGACGAUCUAUCCCACGUUUUCUCCUCUGUAAAUAGAGACCUCAAUUUCAUUGAUCACACCGGUGACCUCGGAUGGAAAGAGAGUGACAGAUUCCAGCCUAUUGUAGUUGACCCAGGAACAUAUUUAGCAAGGAAAAGUAAAACUUUUCAAGCUACAGAGAAGAGGACAACACCUGAUGCAUUCAAACUCUUCACUGGUUCACCAUGGGUAAUCUUGAGCCGACCCUUUCUGGAGUUCUGCAUUUUCGGUUGGGAUAAUCUACCGCGAACACUACUGAUGUAUUUUACAAAUGUUAAGUUAUCUCAAGAAGGCUACUUUCACUCAGUCAUUUGCAAUGCACCAGAAUUUAAGAACACAACAGUAAAUGGGGAUUUGCGAUAUAUGAUCUGGGACAAUCCUCCGAAGAUGGAACCUCUCUUCCUUAAUUCAUCUGUUUAUGAUAUGAUGGCAGAAAGUGGAGCAGCUUUUGCAAGAAAGUUCGAGGUCAAUAACCCUGUGUUGGAUAUGAUCGACGAAAAAAUUCUCCAACGGGGUCACAAUCGAGCUGCACCAGGUGCGUGGUGUUCUGGACGGAGGAGCUGGUGGGUGGAUCCGUGCUCGCAGUGGGGUGAUGUCAAUAUUCUGAAGCCAGGUCCUCAGGCUAAGAAGCUGGAAGCGUCUGUUUCUAGUCUUCUUGAUGAUUGGACCGCACAGACGAAUCAGUGCCAGUGAUCAAUAUCAUAGACAGUACUAAGAAUAGAAAACCAUUGUAGGAAGUUGUGCAGUUUAUUGCACUGACCAGUAGAAGCUGCCAUUUAUUAUUGAUAAAAAGGAGAAACACAUUCUUUGGUCACCAAAGUGUAAUAUCAAUCUUGAAGGAGGGACUUAUGUGCAUAAGAAACAACGAUUGAGAGUUGGAAAAGGGGGAGAGAAAUGCAUUUUGAUGAACCUUGGAGGGUGGAUGUAUUGUUUUGGAGGCUUGAUAUUUAUGGUGGAUCCUUCAAUGCCUUGAAUCAGUGGGAGGAUAUUCCUUCCUCGUGCUUUCAUUUUCAUAGAUAUUGUAUGUUCUAUAUGUCUCUCAUGGUUACUUACCAUAGAGAUUUUGGACGAUUCGAGCAGGAUAGCUAGCUCAUUCUUUUUGGAUUAUGAAUAUGAUUAUCAUUUUCCAUUCUCCAUUCAAUCACUUCCUUUUGGCACA
Molecule: messenger RNA, 1657 nt
Organism: Cicer arietinum (chickpea)
Lineage: Eukaryota; Viridiplantae; Streptophyta; Magnoliopsida; Fabales; Fabaceae
Product: beta-glucuronosyltransferase GlcAT14A
Cellular component (GO): membrane
Molecular function (GO): glucuronosyltransferase activity
Source: RefSeq, a predicted model, not a curated record